Molecule: messenger RNA, 354 nt
Organism: Cetraspora pellucida
Lineage: Eukaryota; Fungi; Glomeromycota; Glomeromycetes; Diversisporales; Gigasporaceae
Source: the annotation of a GenBank genome assembly
GUGAAUAUUAUUUUACCAUUAUAUGAAUCAUUGCACUUACAAACUAAUGCAAUAACUAUUUUAUAUUUGAAAGACUUAGACAAUGUUUUUGCUAUAAAUUCAAUUUUGGGCUUGGAAUCAGGUGUUGUUUUGAGUUCAGAACAUAAUAACCUUGAACUUACCAAACCUUUUUUAUUUCAGUUAAAGGAAUUUGUAGAACUAGAUACUUCAGUACAAAAGUUGACAGAACUAAAUGAUCUUGAAGCAUUAGAAGAAGAAUUGGCUGUUGAAUCAUGUUUUCUGUCUUGGUCAAUAGCUAAACAUUAUAUUAAGAAAUAUGGUCAACAACAAGAAUUUGCUAUUAAUCAUUACCAG